Gracilinanus agilis (Agile Gracile Mouse Opossum) is the source of this 1485-nucleotide messenger RNA. RefSeq names its product thromboxane A2 receptor (gene TBXA2R). Gene Ontology annotation, biological process: positive regulation of blood pressure; positive regulation of cytosolic calcium ion concentration; inflammatory response. The transcript is spliced from 2 exons. NCBI's taxonomy places the organism in Eukaryota, Metazoa, Chordata, Mammalia, Didelphimorphia, Didelphidae. Gene Ontology annotation, molecular function: thromboxane A2 receptor activity. Bases 66 to 1181 code for a protein of 371 amino acids. The record is from RefSeq and is a predicted model, not a curated record. Gene Ontology annotation, cellular component: plasma membrane.
CCCACAGCCGUACGCCAUUUCCGGAGGUUUUGGCGGGGAAUGGGGCUGUGAGGCCUGCUUUUGCCAUGUGCCUGCCAGGGAAGGUGGACCCAUGUCCAAUGCCAACCAUCCAAAACGCCAGCACCGCCGCCCCCCUGGGCCCUUGUUUCCGGCCGGUGAACAUCAGCCGGGAGGAACGGCGGCUCAUCGCUUCGCCCUGGUUCGCUGCCACCUUCUGCCUAGUGGGCCUGGCCUCCAACCUCCUGGCCUUGGCGGUGCUGGCCGGUGCCCGGCGGGCCAACAGCUACCGGGCCCGCUCCUCCUUCCUCACCUUCCUCUGCGGCCUGGUGCUCACCGACUUUCUGGGGCUCUUUGUGACUGGCUCUGUGGUCGUCUCUCAACACGCCACCCUGUUUGACUGGGCCGGCACCGACCCCGACUGCCAUCUGUGUAGGUUCAUGGGGGUAGCCAUGAUCUUCUUUGGCCUGAGCCCACUCCUCCUGGGCGCCGCCAUGGCGGCCGAGCGCUUCGUGGGCAUCAACCAGCCUUUCUCGCGCCAAGGGGCUGCGCCCCCGCGCCGGGCCUGGGCCACCGUGGGGCUGGUGUGGGCGGCCUCCUUCGGCCUGGGGCUGCUGCCCGUCGCCGGCCUGGGCCGAUACACCGUCCAGUACCCCGGCUCCUGGUGCUUCUUGACUCUGGGGUCCGAAGUGGGCGACGUGACCUUCGGCCUGCUCUUCGCCCUGCUGGGCACCUUCUCCGUGGGCCUCUCCUUCAUCUUCAACACCAUCAGCGUGGUCACCCUCUGCCGUGUCUACCAUGACCGGGAGGCGGCGCGCCAGCGGCCUCGGGACAGUGAGGUGGAGAUGAUGGCUCAGCUGCUGGGCAUCAUGAUCGUGGCUACCGUCUGCUGGAUGCCUUUGUUGGUCUUCAUUGCCCAGACGGUCCUUCAGAGUCCACCUGUCAUGCUCCCCAGUGGCCAACUGCCCCGUCCCACAGAGCAUCUGCUCCUCAUCUACCUACGCGUGGCCACUUGGAACCAGAUCCUGGACCCCUGGGUCUACAUCCUGUUCCGCAGGGCUGUGCUAAAGCGUAUCUACCCUCGAUUGACGGUCCAGCCGGUCCGGCGCUCCAUCCCGUCUCUGGAUCCCGCCAUCCCCCAGUCUCUACAGCCCAAAUGCACCCAGGAACUGAGGCUGCAGUAACCCCCACAAGAGAACCCAAGGCACAGAGGCCAGUCAGCACUGUUGGCAGGAGAAACACUGGGCUGUCCAAGAGCAAAGUCUGGGAGGGGGCUGGCACCAAGAACACCCAGAUUUCAGGUUUAGCAAAGUUGAGCGGACAUUGUGUUGUGGACAUGUGAACAAGAGGGGUGGGGUAAGGAUCCCUAUCCUUGGGGGUCAGAGGAGGAGCCCCAGAGAGGUAUCUGGGUUCAGCAUCCCAGGCACCUGGUGACCUUGUCCUCCCCACUACACUCCUGCCCUCUCCUGUUAAUUAAACUCCCUUGCC